Messenger RNA from Humulus lupulus (European hop), 2108 nucleotides. Its product is annotated as pentatricopeptide repeat-containing protein At2g01860. The record is from RefSeq and is a predicted model, not a curated record. Gene Ontology annotation, molecular function: protein binding. The transcript has a single exon. The coding region runs from base 444 to 1949 and encodes 501 amino acids. Lineage: Eukaryota; Viridiplantae; Streptophyta; Magnoliopsida; Rosales; Cannabaceae.
CGUCGUUUUGGCAUGCCUUGAGAAUUAAUCUAUCUCACCGUCAGGCUUUGAGUAUCACUGCUCUUCACUCCCUUCACAAACACUCAUAUCCUCCUAUUUAUCCUCGGCAACCACCUCCUCGCUGCUUCUAAUCUUCCACUGUCCGACCACUCAUACGCACCUCCUCCAUACCCUUUUUCUUUAUCACCCGCUGACCCACCACAUUUUUAUCAGACAUAUUUUAUUCAACUAAUGAUUGAAUGAGUCCUUGAGUUCCGUUAUUGCAUUUCCCAUUGGCAGGGUUGACUCGGGUACUAGCCACUUUAUCAAAAACAUGCUUAGGAGUCUAUGUUCUAACCAGAAAUAGAAUCUGGGUUUGUUGCACGCCAAUUGUUCGAUGAAAUGGCUAAAUGACAGAUAAGUAGAAAACUUAGCUUGCUCGGUUGCUUUCCUAAUUCCUGGGAAUGGAUUGUAGGUUAUUGACUGCUGGCUUCCAUUCAACUCCAUAUGGGAAUUUUGUAAGGAAUAGCAGAGUGAUUUUGAUGGGAUAUUCCAAAACAAGGAGAAAGCUAACAAAGAACCUUCGUUAUCCAAUGCGUUCUAGGCUUCCCCCAAACCUUGGGACGAAUCUGUUUUUGAAGAAUAAGAAAACUCGAAAGGAAACCUAUCACCCGGAUAUGACCAAUGAAGAAGGUGAGGAAAAAGAUGGAGAUGAAGAUGAUGGUAAUGAGAUUGUUUGGGGUCCGGAUGAAAUUGAGGCUAUUACAUCACUUUUCCAAGGGAGAAUACCUCAAAAGCCUGGGAAGUUGGGUAGAGAGAGAACGCUUCCACUCCCACUUCCUCACAAGCUUCGACCUUUGGGGCUUCCUACACCCAAGAAACGUGUAAAAAUGGCGACUACCCCAGGGACAACGUUUUCUCGUUCUCCUCUAUCCAAGCAUGUUUAUAAGAGUCCUGGUGUUCUAAUCGGCCUAGCUCGAGAGAUUAAAAACCUUCCGGCAGAGAAAGAUGUGUCCUUAGUUCUCAACAAGUGUGUAAAGUUUCUACGAAAGGGGUCCUUGUCGAUGACAGUUCGGGAACUGGGUCAUCUAAAUCUUCCUGAAAGAGCUUUGCAGACAUUCUGUUGGGUUCAGAAACAACCUCAUCUCUUCCCAGAUGACCGGAUUUUGGUUUCUACCAUUGAGGUGCUGGCGAGGAACCAUGCACUGAAAGUUCCAUUUGAUUUGAAGAGGUUUGUUGGCUCGGCUAGUCAAAGUGUGAUUGAGGCAAUGGUAAGAGGAUUCACCAAAGGAGGUAGCUUGCAUCUUGCUUGGAAGUUUUUAUCAUUGGCAAAGGAUAAUGAUAGAAUGUUAAAUUCCAGUGUAUAUGCUAAAGUAAUUAAUGAGCUUGGAAAGAACCCUGAUAAAUACGCUCUUGUUGAGACCUUAUUAAAUGAGCUCGGAGAUAGACAGGACUUGACUUUGAGCCAGCAGGACUAUACAGCUAUAAUGAAAGUAUGCAUUAGACUAGGAAAAUUUGAAACUAUUGAGAGCAUAUACGAAUGGUUUAAACUAUCUGGGCAUGACCCGAGUAUUGUUAUGUAUACAACACUGAUUCAUAGUCGCUGUUUAGAGAAAAAGUAUAGGGAGGCAUUAGCUGUGGUUUGGGAAAUGGAGGAAUCAAAUUGUCUUUUUGAUCUUCCAGCUUAUCGUGUGGUGAUAAGACUUUUUGUUGCUCUGAAUGAUCUCUCAAGGGCUUCAAGAUACUUUUCAAAGUUGAAAGAAUCAGGUUUCUCACCCACAUAUGAUAUUUACAAGGACUUGAUUAAUCUUUACAUGGUUUCUGGGAGGUUGGCCAUGUGUAAGGAUGUCUGCAAGGAAGCUGAGGUAGCAGGAUACAAAUUGGAUAAACAAGUAAAUUCACGACUGUUGCAAUUAGGAAGGGCAAAACCGGUGAAGAGUUUUUUAAAUUCUGAUCUGAUGAACAAAUAGUGUCUAAACUAUUUCUUUGAAAAAGAGAAACAAAUAGUUUUAGUUCUAAAGUUCUUUGAUAGCAUUUCCCUGUAAAUUAUGUUGUAUUGAAGAUCUAUGUCUAUGACCCCUUGAACAAUAAUCUUUCCAAUUAAUUUGUCAAGAAGCUUUAAAAUAUAA